CACGCCAUCGUGAAGACCCUUGGGUGCUCGGGCACCCGGCAGUCGCACGCCAUGGCGGACUGCCUUCCUUGUUGCGAGAUGCAGGACUUCGAGAUCAAAGGCUGUGAGUCCAUGGGACCAAUCCCUCUAACCGUCUCCAUCCCUGCGUCGCCGGGCUCUUGGCGACCACCAAGCGAGGACAGUGAUGCUCGCUUGGAACUCGUCGGCGAGUCUUUGCAACGUCUAAGUUCUCAGGUGCGACGGCAAGAAGAUCUCCAGCUGGCCCAACACCAGCAGAUGGUCCGGUUCCAGAGCACACUGCAAGACCUCGAAGAUCGUUCAUCGGGGCUAGGUCCGUCGGCGUUGGCAAGGCUCCAGGCCAUGGAGCGCAAGCAGAGCGCAAUGGCUGCUGGGGCGCAGCGCGCCAUGCAACUGGCCAUGAAGGCGGCAGAGGCGCAGCAGACGCUGUCCGACCGACAAGAUGAGAUGCAUGGCCGAAGCAUCCAUGAGCUUCGCUUGUGGAGUGCUCGAGUGGAGCAAUUAGAGCAAGAACUGCACCAUCUCAAGGAUGAAGUGGAGAAGUUGUCGAAGCCAAAAGUGGAGAGCCCUUGGGCCUCUCGUGUAGAUCAGCAGGAGGCCACCUUGAAGCGCUUGGAGCAAAGGAUCAAGCAUUUGGAGGCCGAGGAUUGGCACAACCCAGUGUCCGAGUUGAAGAAGCAGAUCGAGGCAUGUUCUAAGGGCCUGGACUCACAAAUCUCCACACAGGCACGAGCAGAGGAAAGUGUUCAAGAGCAACAGCAGCAGCUGGAGAAGACCAAGGAGGAGCUGGUGUCCUUGAUUGCAAACCACGACAAGAAACUGGAGGCCUUCGACGUCGCUGUGGGGGAGCUCCAAGCCUCUGCGGCAGCGGUUCUCAUCGAAAGUGCUGAGAAGGAUUCCGAGCCGGACUGGUCUGGCCUUGAAGGUGACAUGGCCAAGAUGGGUGAACAGAUCCAUCGCUUGGAGGAGCAAGUGACCAAGAUUGGGCCCCGGCUGGACGAGCAGGCCUUGUCCUUGUCCGCUGGAAACGCCACGGCCGAAGGCCUUCAUGACCUUCGUCAGCGUUUGGAGGAUCUGACGGAGAUGUUGGAUGGAGAGCGGCUGACGCAGCUGCGCCAUGUCUCCAUCGCGUGGCCUGAGCUGAAUGCGAAGCUGGAACGAGUGAGCCGGCAGAGUGCUGAGUGUUGUGCAAAGACCGAAGCCUUCGAAGUGCGCUUGGACUUGACACGCAGGAAUUUGGACACGCAAGAACGGCGCCUGGAGGGAUUGACCUCCCGUGUGACGGCGCUGCGCGACGAGCGACAUGAGCGACGUGUCCGGAGCGAGGGCCUGGAGGAGAAGUCAUCCAUGGCGAUGCUUGCACAAAAGCAACUGCCUGCACACAAGCACUUCGAUAUCAAGGCUCUGGCUACGAAGCAGCUGGAGCUGAAAAAGGAGGAACUGGUCAAGAAAUCCCGCGGGGCAUGGCCAGUUCAUUUUGGUGACCGGUUUCGGUCUGUUGGUCACUUAUAUAAAUGGUAUACAGUACCCUCACGGCAACGUCACCCUGAACAUAGAACCCUGGACCAAGCACUGGAUGACAAUAUUCCCUGGCAGGGUCCAUUGAACUUUAUGAUGUACACCAUGAAGUGCACAAUGUUUUGCUAUGUUUCUUGUUGACAAUCGGGGUCUGAGGACCAAUCCAAAAGCGCAUCGAUUCGGAGUCAAGCUCCAAACCAUUAUCAAUAUGAUAAUAUGUCUAUUAUUGUGUCGCCCACCGGAUUGAACCAGUUAUGAUGAUUGUCUCAAGCACCCUGAGUGAGUGUUUUGACAUGUUUUGACUUAUGUUUUGACCUUUUCAUGCCAAUUGGCAGUUUGUGUUUUCUCCCCUAGUAAUGAUUAACUGUUGUUUUAGUUGUCGUGUCUCUUUGUCUCUCUCUCUCUGAUUGUCGGCCUGUUCAGCUGUUCCACCACCAUCCAUUCGACAUACACGAGGCACGUCCGUAGCAUACAACUAUUCAUGCAGUUUACAGGCACAAGUUGGCCAGUUCGUGAUUAAAACGCUCCUGGGGCGGUGUCAAAAGACAAGACACACGUACUGUUGUAUUUGGAGUUUUGUUGCGCAGACACACUGUUUUGUUAUGUUGUGCAGUGUUUUCAAAACGCAUCUACCAGGCUCGAGGUGCUUUGGUGCGUGGCAGAACGUCCAAAAACAAAGGGUCGAGUUUCGUUGUUCAAACGGAAGGAACGCGGGUCGUCAAAAGUGGCAAAGCUGUCAUCAGAUCCAGCAACGAUCCUGCAGAAAGUUGAUGCUCGUUGUUUCCGGUUUGCUGAAUGAACAAAGGGUCAAACCCUCUUCCGGGUCAAAGAAGCAUGGGGUACGGUGCCAGAUUUCUACACGAUCAUUUCAUCGAUUUCAUGCUGUACUAUAUAAGUCCAGAGGCUGUUUGUCAGGUUGAUUUUGACCGUGGCGCCGUGGCUGGCUGAAUGGACGGCGUGCUGAUGUUUCUCAGGUCACUGAAAGCCAGACGACAAGCCCCACCUGGACAAAUAAUAUGUUGCCUUGCUUUGGGCUCUCAACAGCUGCGUUGCACUCUUUACCCAUUGUUUCGACCCCGGAUUCAAUUGAUUUCUUGCAGACCUUGAUGCAGGACCGCCAUUGAUCCUAAGAUAAGUUUCGCACAAAACGCUGGACCUGAUGGACAAAUUGAAUAGUGUUUUGUACCCGUAUGCUUACACACUCUCAGGUAUUUGCAAAAAAAAUAUAUAUAUAUAUCAUUAUAUAUCAGAAUAUGGUCCUUAGCAUCGACACGUGGGUGCCCAAUGUACAGUGUGUGCACCGUCCAGUGGCGCCAUUUGCCGCCAACAGGGAUUAGCCGGGCAUUUCCACUGUAAAACGAUAAUUCAUGACGAUACAUCAAUGUCUCUUGUCAGUGAAAUUCUUUACCAUAUCCUGGUUUGUAUAGUCCAGUCUAGCUGUAUAUUAGCCUUCCUUGUGUCCACCCUUGGUGUCCACCCUUGCCAUGACAUCAACUGUAAGAUCCAUGUGGCCUCUUUUUGGUGUCCAUGACUAGGCCAACACGUUCUGUGACAUCAGUUUGGCUUUGUUUUUGCGUACAUUUACUGGUUUUCUUUGUUUCCACGGUUCAACAUCAACUAUAACAGCAAUGUUUUUGGGGCCCCAUGGCAUUGUCCCACCUCAACAUCAACUGUGACAUCAAUUUGGUGACUUGGUUGAGAACUCGGGUAGCCCCCAUCUCAUACAGAUGAAUCUGACACAAUCUAUUUUUUAAAGAAUCGGCCCAUUCAUGAAACUCAAAACCAUACUCGGUGGUGUCUUCAGAUAUUGUGUUUUCAACCUUGAGGGACUACCAUUUUGCAUCC
Messenger RNA from Durusdinium trenchii, 3381 nucleotides. The record is from the annotation of a GenBank genome assembly. Lineage: Eukaryota; Dinophyceae; Suessiales; Symbiodiniaceae.